This is a messenger RNA of Acipenser ruthenus (sterlet), 3325 nucleotides long. RefSeq names its product calcium homeostasis endoplasmic reticulum protein-like. The record is from RefSeq and is a predicted model, not a curated record. The coding region runs from base 178 to 2946 and encodes 922 amino acids. NCBI's taxonomy places the organism in Eukaryota, Metazoa, Chordata, Actinopteri, Acipenseriformes, Acipenseridae. The transcript is spliced from 19 exons. Gene Ontology annotation, molecular function: RNA binding. Gene Ontology annotation, biological process: RNA processing; intracellular calcium ion homeostasis. Gene Ontology annotation, cellular component: perinuclear region of cytoplasm.
GUAGGGGGCAGCAGUAAACUUUAGUAGCCUUUUCUUUUUAUUUCAGUCGUAAAAAAAAGUAAAUUGUGUGGGUCGUUAGCGGACGCGUUGUGUUGUUGGUGGAAGGUUUUCGAUUUUGUAGAUAAACUAUCGAUAUUUUACAGUGAAAGACAUUUCUGAAUCCUGGCUUAAGCAGCAAUGGAGGUGCCAGCGCCCCCGGAGGAUCAGGAGCUGAGGAAUGUCAUUGACAAGCUUGCUCAGUUCGUGGCUCGCAAUGGGCCUGAAUUUGAGAAGAUGACUAUGGAGAAGCAGAAAGAGAACCCCAAAUUCUCUUUCCUUUUCGGAGGGGAAUUUUUCAACUACUACAGAUACAAACUUGCCUUCGAGCAACAGCCACAUUCUACUACACACGAUUGUGAAGAGUAUAAGUUGGAAGUGCAUUGUAAGCAGCAGGAUGCUCCAGACCCCCAGCCCCCAUUGCAGACCAUGGCUCCUCCGCCCAUUGCAGCAGCCUCUCCAUCCCUGGAAGAGCUCAUCCAGCAGAGCCAGUGGAACCUGCAGCAACAAGAGCAGCAUCUGCACACCCUCCGACAGGAACAAGUGAGCGCAGCGAUUGUCCUGGCGACAGAGCAGCAGACACAGAAACUGCUGCUGGAGACUCAGCUGGACAUGAGUGAAUUCGACAGCUUGCUGCAGCCAAUCAUUGACACCUGCACUAAAGAUGCUAUUUCAGCUGGAAAGAACUGGAUGUUUAACAACGCAAAGACUCCGCAGCACUGCGAGCUGAUGGUUGGGCACCUCCGCAAUCGCAUCACAGUGGAGGGGGCGCACUUCGAGCUUCGCCUGCAUCUCAUCUAUCUCAUGAAUGACGUUCUGCAUCACUGCCAGAGGAAGCAGCAGCGAGACCUCCUUGCAGCCCUGCAGAAGGUGGUGGUUCCCAUCUAUUGCACCAGCUUCCUGGCAGUAGAAGUGGACAAGCAGCAGAAAAUUGCAAGACUCUUGCAUCUCUGGGAAAAGAACGGUUACUUUGACGAGGCUACAAUCCAGCAGCUGCAGAGUCCAGCUUUGGGACUGGGACAGUACCAGGCUUCAGUAAUCACUGAGUAUGCUGCAGUCGUGCAGCCUGUUCAGCUGGCCUUUCAGCAGCAGAUUCAGACUCUGAAAACGCAGCAUGAAGAGUUUGUUAGCAGUAUAAAGCAGCAGCAGGUGGUGGUGGCGGCUGCGCAGCUGGGAGUAGCGGAGAGCGAGGGGAGACCUUCCACUCCAGGAUCUGCUGCAGCAAGGCAACCAGGUGAUGCCAAAGCAGCCCUGCCGCUUUCUGGGGAGUACGAUGCUGCCGAGGCUGGGGCGCAGGAUCCAGGAGCUGCACCCACAGCCGCCCGAGCGCCCGGCGAUCCCAUACCCACGUCCAAGCCAAACUGGUUCGACCCUCCGCACGGCAUUGCAGCCUGGGGACCGCAGCAGCAGCAACAGCCGCCGUUUGAGCAGCCUCCAUUCCCGCCUUCCCAGGCCCCCCCACCAUGCCCUCCGUGGAACAGCCACGAGGGGCUGUGGAACGAGCAGCGAGACCCCAACUGGAACAGCCAGCGCGAGGCCACACCCUGGAGCAGCCAGUCCGACUCCAGCUGGAGCAACCAGUACGAUACCCCCUGGAGCAACCAGCCGGACCAGCCGCCCUGGGGGCAGCGGGAAGCCCCCUUCCGAAUGCAGCGCCCCCAGCACUUCCGAGGCCCCUUUCCACCCCACCAGCAGCCCCCCCAGUUCAACCAGCCGCCCCAUCCGCACAACUUCACCCGCUUCCCACCGCGCUUCAUGCAGGAUGACUUCCCUCCCCGCCAUCACUUCGACAGGCCCCCCUACCCCCCGCAUCGCUUCGACUACCCACAGGGAGACUUCCCUGGAGAACUGGGUCCACCGCACCAUCACCCUGGACACCGAAUCCCUCCCCCAGGGAUUGGAGAGCACCCCCCCUGGGGCGGGCCCACGCACCCCGACUUCGGGGGGCCGCCGCCCCACGGGUUUAAUGGGCAGCCUCCUCACAUGAGGCGCCAGGGCCCUGCUCAUGUGAACCACGAUGACCCCAGCUUGGUGCCCAACGUUCCCUACUUUGAUCUGCCAGCUGGGCUGAUGGCUCCACUUGUAAAGCUUGAAGAUCAUGAUUACAAGUCCUUGGAUCCCAAAGAUAUCCGCCUGCCACCGCCCAUGCCCCCCAGUGAUCGGCUCCUAGCUGCUGUCGAGGCAUUCUACAGCCCCCCAUCGCACGACAGACCAAGGAACAGUGAGGGCUGGGAACAGAACGGCCUUUAUGAAUUCUUUAGAGCUAAAAUGAGAGCGAGAAGGAAAAAGGGGCAGGAAAAACGAAACAGUGCUCGAGCCAGCCUCUCACACAGCCGAUCCCAAAGCCGGGAGAGAUCCUCCUCCCAGUCCAGCUCCAGAUCUUCCAAGUCCUCACGCUCCUCCUCUGGAUCUCGCUCCCGAUCCCGUUCUCGCUCCCGAUCCUACUCCCGCUCGCGAUCCAGGAGCAGGAGUGGCUCCCGAUCCUCCCGCAGCGGCUCUCAAUCCAGAUCUGGGUCUCGUUCUCGGUCCCACUCUCCAGAGAAGAAGAAGAAGAGGAGGUCCAAGUCACGCAGUCCAACUCCACCUUCCACCUCUGGCCUUGGUGCUGCUCCUGCCCCCAUAAUACCAGAUCAGAGGCUGGGAGAAGAGAACAAAGGACACCAGAUGUUGAUGAAGAUGGGCUGGAGUGGUUCUGGUGGGCUGGGGGUCAAGGAGCAAGGAAUCCAGGACCCAAUUAAAGGAGGAGAUGUGCGGGACAAAUGGGACCAGUACAAAGGAGUGGGGGUGACCCUCGACGAUCCUUAUGAGAACUACAGAAGAAACAAAAGCUAUUCAUUCAUUGCACGGAUGAAGGCAAGGGAUGAAGUUCCAGUGCCCCAGGAUCCUCCAGACCCCCCGCCCCAGGAGUAGCAGUGACCUCUUGAACUCAGCGACCGGGUCACACACAUGCUCUGUUCAGCGUUCACAAAGAAUGGCCUUUUUCUGUUGUUUACUAAACACAAACAUCUGUUUUUAGAAAAUGUUUCCCUACAGCAAGCUGAGAAUAAUGUUUCUUCUUGUCGAGUCCCCUUGCCACCCCCCAGAUUUUAGAAAGGGCGUACUAAGAAAAAUUGUAAAAAUAGACAGACAAAUGUGUUGUGUGUUAUUUUUUAUAUAUACAGUAUAAUACUGAUGUAUUACUUUACCAUUGACUCCGUUUGAACAAGUUACAUAAAACAUUUUGGGCCACUUUUUGUUUAGGUAACUGAGAUUUAUUGUCUGUUAACUAUAAAAGCCAACUUGAAUCAAA